AACGUCAUCACUCCGUCCAGGGCGCCGACUCUGCGCUCUGUCGCGCACGCGCACUAUGCCCUCAUGCCUUGCGCGAGGCGGCGGCUGUGCACCGCCAUCUUGGCCGGUGGCGGUAAGAACACGCUGUGUGCUAAGACCUGACGGCUAGCGCUGCUUUGGCUACUGCACGCCCCGCUGUAAGGGGCCCGCUGUCUCCAGAAGAACUGGAUAUUCUUUGUUACAAUUAUGGCAGACAAAUUAACAAGAAUUGCUAUUGUCAACCACGACAAAUGCAAACCUAAGAAAUGUCGGCAGGAGUGCAAAAAGAGUUGCCCUGUGGUUCGGAUGGGAAAAUUGUGCAUAGAAGUUACACCCCAGAGCAAAAUAGCAUGGAUUUCUGAAACUCUUUGUAUUGGUUGUGGUAUUUGUAUUAAGAAAUGUCCCUUUGGCGCCUUAUCAAUUGUCAAUUUGCCAAGCAACUUGGAAAAAGAAACAACACAUCGCUAUUGUGCCAAUGCCUUCAAGCUUCACAGGUUGCCUAUCCCUCGUCCGGGUGAAGUUUUGGGAUUAGUUGGAACUAAUGGUAUUGGAAAGUCAACUGCACUAAAAAUUUUAGCAGGAAAACAAAAGCCAAACCUUGGAAAGUAUGAUGAUCCACCUGAUUGGCAAGAGAUUUUGACUUAUUUCCGUGGAUCUGAAUUACAAAAUUACUUUACCAAGAUUCUCGAAGAUGACUUAAAAGCCAUUAUCAAACCUCAAUAUGUAGACCAAAUUCCCAAGGCUGCAAAGGGGACAGUGGGCUCUAUUCUGGACCGAAAAGAUGAAACAAAGACACAGGCAAUUGUCUGUCAGCAGCUUGAUUUAACUCACCUUAAAGAACGAAAUGUCGAAGAUCUUUCAGGAGGAGAGUUGCAGAGAUUUGCUUGUGCUGUCGUUUGCAUACAAAAAGCUGAUAUUUUUAUGUUUGAUGAACCUUCUAGUUAUCUCGAUGUCAAGCAACGUUUAAAGGCUGCCAUUACUAUUCGAUCUCUAAUAAAUCCAGAUAGAUAUAUCAUUGUGGUGGAGCAUGAUCUGAGUGUACUAGACUAUCUCUCUGACUUCAUCUGCUGUCUCUAUGGCGUACCGAGUGCUUAUGGUGUUGUCACGAUGCCUUUUAGUGUAAGAGAAGGCAUAAAUAUAUUUUUGGAUGGCUAUGUUCCAACAGAGAACUUGAGAUUCAGGGAUGCGUCGCUUGUUUUUAAAGUAGCUGAGACAGCAAAUGAAGAAGAAGUUAAAAAGAUGUGCAUGUAUAAAUAUCCCGGGAUGAAGAAAAAGAUGGGAGAGUUUGAGCUAGCAAUUGUAGCUGGAGAGUUCACCGACUCUGAGAUCAUGGUGAUGCUGGGGGAAAAUGGUACAGGUAAAACUACAUUUAUCAGAAUGCUUGCGGGAAGGCUGAAACCAGAUGAAGGAGGAGAAGUGCCAGUUCUAAAUGUCAGUUAUAAGCCACAGAAAAUCAGCCCCAAAUCAACAGGAAGUGUUCGCCAGUUACUGCAUGAAAAGAUCAGAGAUGCUUAUACGCAUCCGCAGUUUGUGACCGAUGUAAUGAAGCCCCUACAGAUUGAAAACAUCAUUGACCAAGAGGUACAGACAUUGUCUGGUGGUGAACUUCAGCGAGUGGCUUUAGCUCUUUGUUUGGGCAAACCUGCUGACGUCUAUUUAAUUGAUGAACCUUCUGCAUAUUUGGAUUCUGAGCAAAGAUUAAUGGCAGCUCGGGUCGUCAAACGUUUCAUUCUCCAUGCAAAGAAGACAGCCUUUGUUGUAGAACAUGACUUCAUCAUGGCCACCUACCUAGCAGAUCGAGUCAUCGUUUUUGAUGGUGUUCCAUCAAAGAACACAGUUGCAAACAGUCCUCAGACUCUUUUGGCUGGCAUGAACAAAUUUUUGUCUCAGCUCGAAAUUACAUUCAGAAGAGACCCCAACAACUACAGGCCACGAAUAAAUAAGCUCAAUUCAAUCAAGGAUGUAGAACAAAAGAAGAGUGGAAACUACUUUUUCUUGGAUGAUUAGAUUGAAUCUGAACUUAUAAGCCAUUUACUUACUGGGAUUUUUAUCAUAUAAAACUUUAAUCAGGUUUUAUGGCCCCACAUACUCUGGAGCUUGAAGUAUGAUUUUCUUAAUGCGACAUCAAAAAGCCAGUUGUCUUGUAAAUUGUUGUUUAAGAACUAUUUUGUUCUUAAGAUUAAACCUGUGCAUACUACAUGAACAUGGAGACAUUUCAGAUAUAUCAAUUACCUCCAGACUUUCACAAUCUAUGGGGAGAUUUUCAGUUGUAUAUUAUAUUCAUGUACCAAAGGCUAAUCUUGGAUAAAAUCUGUACUUACCUGUUUGCUAAGUGUAAUGGAACUGCCCCCUUCUAAAAAGCCAGUCACAGACUUGCUGCCAAAGUCUGAUACAUAAGCAUCAGGGCUAUAUUUGCUACUUGUGUUCAGUGUGUGCUUCCAAGGAACAGUGUCUGCUACAAACACCAUUGUUGGAAGAUGUUUAUGACCAACUUAUGCAUUGUUUUUAAUGAGUUUUUGGUGCUUUUGAACAUCUGUCAAAAUUUAUUUCAGUGCCCUAAUUUAACUUUUUUUUUUUUUAGUUCUUACAUUCUAUAAUAACCUUUCACAGUAAUGUUACUUUUAUAAAUAUAUAAUCACUGAUCAAGAUUAGGGAGGAGGCACUUCUGAAGAAUAUUUGCUUCCUGUAAGACUAUAAGCGUGGGCUGGGGAGAUGGUUCAGUCAGUAAGUACACGCUGCACACCCAUGAGGACCAUAUUUGAGACUUUAGUAGGAAUCUGUAAUACCAAUGCUGCGAAGUGAAGUCCAGCAGAUCCCUAAAGCCCACUGGCCUGCCAGCCUGACACAGUCUAUGAGCGACUUCAGUACAAGGUCCUGUCUUAAACGCUAAGUGGACAGUAAUUGAGGAAGACACUCUGGCACCAACACACACACAACAAAACCCUACAGAUAGAAUCUUUAUAGGUGGUGCCUAAGUAUCUGGAUUUUAGGGUUUUGGUUUUAAUUUUGUUUUGAGACAGCUUGUCCUAUAGCCCAAGCUGGCCUCAAAUUAGGUAUCCAAGGACAACCUUGAAUUUCUCGGCCCACUCCCUAGGCUUGGAUUACACAGUGCUGAGGAUCAAACCCAGGGCUUUGUGUGUGCUCGGCAAGCACUCUAACAACUGAGCUACAUCCCCAGCCCUACAUACUUAGACUACAGAUUCUUCUGUUGAGCAACCAAGGACAACCUUAAACAACUCCUCCAGGGAGUGCAGGGGAAAUAGCAAUACAGAGUAUCCAUUGCUGCAGUGCAUACUCAUUUGUAGGUUUGGAUACAAAGGACAUUAUCCACAUCUUACUAAUAUGCCAAACUGGAAUUAUGAGGAAGGUGGAUUACAAUGAACAGGGCAGGCAGAACAGGAAAAUUAAAAAGUAUUUGACAAGACUUUAGAACUUUUAAAUAAUAGAUCUUGAUUAAUUUGCAAAAAAUGAUAGAAAGUUUGUUUUGACUGAAACCCAUUAGGCCUUCUAAAAAUGAAUUUAUAUAAUUCAUAAAUAUCUGUUGUAAAGGAACGCAAAUAUGCCGAAGUAUAUGGAAUAAAAUCUCCCUUUAUCAGUUUCUGAGCUUA
Mus caroli (Ryukyu mouse) is the source of this 3626-nucleotide messenger RNA. It is a transcript of the gene Abce1, whose product is annotated as ATP binding cassette subfamily E member 1. The record is from RefSeq and is a predicted model, not a curated record. Gene Ontology annotation, molecular function: ATP binding; ATP hydrolysis activity. NCBI's taxonomy places the organism in Eukaryota, Metazoa, Chordata, Mammalia, Rodentia, Muridae.